AUGGCAGCUUUUGGACACACGUUCCCCUUCUACACCGGCCCCAAGCCCACCUUCCCCAUAGACUCCACGCUGGCCGUCAUCAUCACCAUCUUCCUGACCGCACUGCUCACCUUCAUCAUCAUCCUGCCUGGCAUUCGAGGCAAGACGAGGCUGUUCUGGCUACUACGGGUGGUGACCAGCUUAUUCAUCGGGGCUGUGGUCCUGGCUGUGAAUUUCAGUUCCGAGUGGUCCGUGGGCCAGAUCAGCGCCAAUACAACAUACAAAGCCUUUAGCUCCCAGCGGAUCCACGCCCAUGUGGGGCUGCAGGUCGGCUUGGGAGGAGUCAACAUCACACUCACAGGAACCCCAGUGCAGCAGCUGAAUGAGACCAUCAAUUACAAUGAGGAGUUCACCUGGCACCUAGGCCAGAACUAUGAGGAGGCGUAUUCAAGGGCCCUAGUGAAGGGGCUGCCAGACCCUGUGCUCUACCUGGCUGAGAAGUUCACCCCUCAAAGCCCGUGUGGCCUCCACCACUUGUACCGCCUUGCAGGACACUAUGCCUCAGCCAUGUUGUGGGUGGCAUUCCUGUGCUGGCUGCUGACCAACGUGAUGCUGUCCAUGCCCGUGCUGGUGUACGGGGGCCACAUGUUGCUGGCCACAGGCAUCUUCCAGCUGCUCGCUCUGCUGCUCUUCUCCUCGGCCACAUCCCUCAUCCCACCCUGCCCCCUGCGCCUGGGCACUGCAGAGCUGCACAUGCGCCGUGGGCCUGCCUUCUGGAUCACCCUGGCCACAGGACUGCUUUGCGUGUUGCUGGGCCUGGCCAUGGCGGUGGCCCACAGGCUGCAGCCCCACAGGCUGAAGGCUUUCUUCAACCAGAGUGCACAGGAGGACCCCAUGCUGGAGUGGAGCCCCGAGGAAGGGGGACUCCUGAACCCCCGCUACCGGUCCACAGCGGAGGCAAGCCCCGAGCCCCAGGACAUCGCACUGUCUGAAGCCUGCUCUGAAAUCUGCUGUAGGGAAGAGUGCCCUGGUGAACCUGACUGUGCCCUCUGAUGUCCUCCUCCCCACCUGAACUUCCCAUCUGGCUGAGGAUCUCACUGAAGCCCUGUGAAGCUGCCAGA
Messenger RNA from Ochotona curzoniae (black-lipped pika), 1100 nucleotides. It is a transcript of the gene DUOXA1, whose product is annotated as dual oxidase maturation factor 1. Gene Ontology annotation, biological process: protein transport. The transcript is spliced from 6 exons. Gene Ontology annotation, cellular component: endoplasmic reticulum membrane. The record is from RefSeq and is a predicted model, not a curated record. Bases 1 to 1032 code for a protein of 343 amino acids. NCBI's taxonomy places the organism in Eukaryota, Metazoa, Chordata, Mammalia, Lagomorpha, Ochotonidae.